CUCUGAGCGGCUGGCGGGGAGCUCGGGGCUCUCUGUUCUCAUCGAGUCAGAGGCGCAGGGGGAGGUUAGAGGCCAUUGGAAGUGGCAAGCAGGAAUUAGGGCCUCCCAAAUACCCGCAACACUACCCCAUGCUGAAUAUAGCCCCUGAAUCAGGAAGGGUCUUCCUGGGUCAUCCUUAACCUUCCAUAUUCCGGAGCUUGGGAGGAAGAGUGCCUCGGGUCCCCUGAGCAGGUCUGAUUCCCUCCUACCCACACCACUGCUCCAUCGAGCCGCCCUGAAGUUAAACUCUCCCAGGGAACAGAAAGCACAGAAGUCUCUGAGCACGGAGCACCGGAGGGUCACCGACCGGAAGACACCUCUGCUUUCAGUCAGACUGAUUGAAGGGCAAGAAGAACAAACUAGUUCCCCAAAAGAAAAUGGCCUGGCUAAUUACCAAUUACCACGCCUGGCUGGUGGAAGUUACUGGGAGCCGCAUCUGUCAAAUGCCUGGACUAUGACCUCAGCAGGAGAUGGAGGAAGGCAAAGGAGUGAAGCUCUUUUCAGUGAACAGUGGUUGUUCAUCAAAUGGUCACCCAGGGAUCUCACCUGGAACCUGUGGAUACCGAAGGGAGCCACCCCCAUCUGACUGCUGGGAACUCAGUGUUAACCCUUCCACCCCCAGGAGCACUGGCCAGCACCAUCGUGGCCAUGCAGCCUGAGCAGAGGACCCCCCCUGGGAGGAACCAGGGACCAGUGAGGUGGGAACAGAAGAAGCGGGUGCCACGCUGGGCAGCAGAAAUGCAGGCACGAGAUGGUGAUCCCACAGUUGGCUGGCGGAUUUCUCCUUCCUGUGCUGUGUGGCCUUAGAAUGAGGAACAGCUGUGGUUUGGGCCUGAAGUGGGUCCAGACUUGGAAGCAGGGAUGCCUUCCUUCUUGGCUCAGGACACUCCUGAGUUGAGCCAGGAGAACAACUGUCUGUUAGACAUUGGACUCACUUUUCAGAACUGCAGAUGAAAUUCGUUACAGUUCAAUGAUGUAUUUCCUUUCAGUCUUCUGACUUUUUGAUCAGCUGGACCUAUGCCCUAAGACCCAGACCAGGGCUGCAGAUAGGCAUGGCCAGUGUCCGCUGCAAGCUGGCCCACUACCUGGAGGACCUGGAGGACAUGGACUUUAAGAAGUUCAAGAUGCACUUAGAAGACUAUCCCCCUCAGAAGGGCUGCACUGCACUCCCCCGGGGCCAGACAGAGAAAGCAGAUCCUGUGGAUCUAGCCACCCUCAUGAUUGACUUCAAUGGGGAGCAGAAGGCGUGGGGUAUGGCAGUCUGGAUUUUUGCUGCAAUCAACAGGAGAGACCUUUACGAGAAAGCUAAGAGGGAUGAGCCAGAGUGGGAAGGUGCACAUGUGUCUGUGGUAUGCCGGGAAGACAGCCUUGAAGAGGAAUGGAUGGGCUUAUUGGGGUACCUUUCCAGAAUCUCUAUUUGCAAAAAAAAGAAAGAUUACUGUAAGAAAUACAGAAAUCAUGUGAGAAGCAGAUUCCAGUGCAUCAAAGACAGGAAUGCCCGUCUGGGAGAGAGUGUGAACCUCUAUAAGCGCUACACCAGGCUGCGGCUUGUCAAAGAGUACCCGAGCCAGCAGGAACGGGAGCAGGAAUUCAUGGCCAUCGGCAGGACUGUGGCCCAGAUGCAGGAUAGCCCUCUGAGUUCCAUGAACUUGGAGCUGUUGUUUGAGCCUGAGGACCCGCACUCAGAGCCCGUGCACACGGUGGUGUUCCAGGGCUCAGCAGGCAUCGGGAAGACAAUCCUGGCCAGGAAGAUCAUGCUAGACUGGGCAUCAGAGAAACUUUACCAAGACAGGUUUGACUACCUGUUCUACAUCCACUGCCGGGAGGUGAGCCUGGGGACAUGCAGGAGCCUGGGGGACCUGAUGGCUAGCUGCUGCCCUGACCCCAACCCUCCCCUAUGCAAGAUCAUGAGGAAGCCGGCCAGGAUCCUCUUCCUCAUGGAUGGCUUCGAUGAGCUGCAGGGGGCCUUCGACGAGCAUGCAGAGGUGCUCUGUGUAGACUGGCAGGAGGUGCAGCGUGUGGACAUUGUCCUAAGCAGCCUCAUCAGAAAGAAGCUGCUCCCUGAGGCCUCACUGCUCAUCACCACGAGGCCUGUGGCCCUGGAGAAGCUGCACCAUCUGCUGGACCGUCCACGGCACGUGGAGAUCCUGGGUUUCUCAGAGGCCAAGAAGAAGGAAUAUUUCUUCAAAUACUUCUCUGAUGAGCAGCAGGCCUGGGAAGCCUUUAGGCUGAUCCAGGAGAAUGACGUCCUCUUCACCAUGUGCUUCAUCCCCCUGGUCUGCUGGAUUGUGUGCACUGGGCUGAAACAGCAGAUGGACAGUGGCAAGAGUCUCACCCAGACCUCCAAGACCACCACAGCAGUGUACAUCUUCUUCCUCUCCAGCCUGUUGCAUUCUCGAGCAGGGAGCCAGAGGCAGCACAUCUCCACCAACCUUCGGGGCCUCUGCUCGUUGGCUGCGGAUGGAAUCUGGAAUCAGAAGAUCCUGUUUGAGGAGAGUGACCUCAGGAACCAUGGCCUGCAGAAGGCUGACGUGUCUGGGUUCCUGAGGGUGAACCUAUUCCAGAAGGAGGUGGACUGUGAGAAGUUCUACAGCUUCAUACACAUGACUUUCCAGGAGUUCUUUGCUGCCAUGUACUACUUGCUGGAAGAGGAGGAGCAGCGGGGGACCAAGAACACACUGCAGAGUCCUUGUGAGCUCCCCAGCCGAGAUGUGAGAGUCCUUCUUGAAAACUACGGCAAGUUUGAAAAGGGGUAUCUGAUUUUUGUUGUUCGUUUCCUCUUUGGCCUCAUAAACCAGGAGAGAACCUCCUACUUGGAGAAGAAGCUGAGUUGUAAGAUCUCCCAGCACAUCAGGCUGGAGCUGCUGAGGUGGAUCGAGGCCCAAGCCAAGGCCCCAACCCUGCGGAUGCAGCCCAGCCAGCUGGAGCUGUUCUACUGCUUGUACGAGAUGCAGGAGGCAGACUUUGUGCGCAGGGCCAUGUGCCACUUCCCCAGAAUGGAGAUCAGUCUCUCCACCAGAAUGGACCACGUGGUUUCUUCUUUCUGCAUCAAGAACUGUCCCAGUUUGCAAUUCCUUUCCCUGAGGUGGCUCCAUAACUCACCUAAAGAGGAGGAGGAAGAGGAGGAGGAGGAGGCCUCUCGACACUCCAACGUGGAGCAGUGUGUCAUCCCAGGCCCUCAUUCAGCCUCCUCUCAUCGGGUGGCGAACUGCUGUCUCACUUCCAAUUUUUGCCAGGGCCUCUUCUCUGUCCUGAGCACGAAGCAGAAACUCACGGACCUGAACCUCAGUGACAAUCCUCUGGGGGACGCAGGGGUGAAGAUAUUGUGUGAAAUGCUCCAGAAUCCUGGCUGUAACAUUCAGAGAUUGUGGUUGAGGCGGUGCCGCCUUUCCCACCGCUGCUGCUCCCACCUCGCUGCCGCGCUGAGUGGCUCCAUGAAGCUGUUGGAGCUGGACCUGAGCCACAAUGUCCUGACGCAUCUUGGGCUUCGGCUCCUGUGUGUGGGACUGCAGCGUGCCUUCUGCCCCCUGGAGAAACUGUGGUUGAUCAACUGCUGUCUCACGUCGGCCUGCUGUGUGGAUCUUGCGUCUGUUCUGACCACCAGCCCGUCCCUGACCAGACUCUACCUGGGGGAAAAUGCCCUGGGCGACUUGGGCGUUAGAAUGCUAUGUGAAAAAGCCAAGCAUCCACAAUGUAAGCUGCAGAAACUGGGGCUGGUGAAGGUGGGCCUUACAUCCGGUUGUUGUCCAGCUCUGUCCUCGGUGCUCAGUGCUAACCAGAACCUCACACACCUUUACCUGCGAGGCAAUGCUCUUGGAGACACAGGAGUGAAGCUGCUGUGUAAGGGACUCCUGCACCCCAACUGCAAGCUUCAGAUGUUGGAACUAGACAACUGUAGCCUCUCCUCACACUGCUGUUGGGAUCUCUCCACACUACUGACCUUCAACCAGAGCCUACGACAACUAAGCCUGGGCAGCAACGACCUGGGUGAUCUCGGGGUCAUGCUGUUCUGCAAAGUGCUGAGACAGCAGAGCUGCCUCCUGAAAAGCCUUCAGUUGUGUAAAAUGUAUUUCAAUUAUGAGACAAUCUGCGCAUUAGAAACACUUCAAGAAGAAAAGCCCGAGUUGACCAUUGUCUUCGAGUCUCCUCAGUAGUGCUGGCAGUGGGACUGCCAGACCCCAGUGACCAAGCCCAGCCAGCCCCAGGUGCAUGGGUGUGAGGGAGUGGGCCUUUGGCUGGCCCUGCCUGGAAGAAGGCCGGCACUCUGCAGUCCUCAGUCAUGUGGGAGGGUGAGCUUGCCACCAGUGCCUUUGAGAGAGACUGGGAGUAGCUCCUUACCCCAGGCUAGGUCUCAAGAGCAACAAAACUGUCCCCAUGGUGUGGCUCUUGGCACAGCACUUAGAGGAUGGGCUGGCUCCUCUUGCCAACCUCGUGUAACUAACUCAUUCACUAAAGCACUUUGUCCAUCUUCUUCUUCCUCUUUUUACUGUCUUCAAAUUGCUCCCCCUCAUGUUUGUUCCCCUACUUUGUUCUGUUCAUCCUGUCAUCUCUUUCUUAACUGACCAGAAUGGAAUGACUUCACUAUAUAUUAUGCUGCAAUUUUGUGGCAGCAACUUAUUUAUUUUUAA
Phyllostomus hastatus (greater spear-nosed bat) is the source of this 4667-nucleotide messenger RNA. It is a transcript of the gene NLRP3, whose product is annotated as NLR family pyrin domain containing 3. Lineage: Eukaryota; Metazoa; Chordata; Mammalia; Chiroptera; Phyllostomidae. Gene Ontology annotation, biological process: inflammatory response; negative regulation of non-canonical NF-kappaB signal transduction; negative regulation of acute inflammatory response. The record is from RefSeq and is a predicted model, not a curated record. The coding region runs from base 1092 to 4193 and encodes 1033 amino acids. The transcript is spliced from 13 exons. Gene Ontology annotation, cellular component: NLRP3 inflammasome complex; cytoplasm. Gene Ontology annotation, molecular function: DNA-binding transcription factor binding; sequence-specific DNA binding.